Molecule: messenger RNA, 1500 nt
Organism: Diachasmimorpha longicaudata
Lineage: Eukaryota; Metazoa; Arthropoda; Insecta; Hymenoptera; Braconidae
Gene: l(3)73Ah
Product: polycomb group RING finger protein 3
Exons: 5
Coding region: 387-1079 (230 amino acids)
Biological process (GO): regulation of transcription by RNA polymerase II
Cellular component (GO): PRC1 complex
Source: RefSeq, a predicted model, not a curated record
GCUCCAAUCCGUCAGUUUUGUUGUCAUCAGUCACAUUUACAAAUACAUUUGUUUUUUAUAUCCAACAUUUACCUCAAAAUUAGUUAUAUAUUGCAGUGUAUUUUUUUCGAUUCUGUCGAUUCCAGCGAAUGGAAAAAAUGUCGUACACAACAAGACUUCUGUGUUUAUGGAGCCGAUAUUAUUGGGUUCAUUGACAACUAGAGCUGUCGUGGCUGAUACUAUUUAGGUUAGAAACAAUAACCUCUUUAACAGCAUAAAAAAUUGUAGUUCAAUUGAUGAAAUUAUACCUCAUUGGGCCAUAUUGCCACGAGUCCCUCACGUCUGCUGCAAAUGAUCAUCAGAAUUUCCUCAGUUGAAUUAUCAAAAUCAAUUUGUGAAGCAAUUAAAUGGUGCUGACAGGUGCCAUGGAGAGAAGAAUUAAACUAAAGACAUUGAAUAGCCACAUUACUUGUAAAAUAUGCCGAGGCUAUUUGAUAGAUGCAACAACAGUUACAGAGUGCCUCCACACAUUUUGCAAGAGUUGUCUUGUCAAACAUCUGGAGGAAAAGAGCACGUGUCCAACAUGCCAAAUUGUUAUUCAUCAAUCACAUCCACUUCAGUAUAUAAGUUUCGACAGAACGAUGCAGGAUAUUGUUUACAAACUCGUUCCUGACUUACAAGAGAAUGAAAUCAAACGGGAACGAGAAUUCUACAGGGCCAGAGGUCUUGCUUGUCCUAAAGACGUACUACCAAAUGCUGGGGAAGUUCAGGAUGAGAAAUCCUCUGCUGAUGCUCAUGCAGAAGCCGAUUAUCAUAGAGCUGAUGAGCAGGUCAAUGUUUGCCUCGAAUGUAUAAAUGCAAGUCUGAAAACGCUGAAACGCCGAUUUAUCAGGUGUUCAGCUCAAGCAACCAUCACUCACCUCAAGAAAUUUAUCGCCAAAAAGGUUCUCAAUGGCAUGGAAAAAUAUCGCGAUAUUGAUAUACUGUGCAAUGACGAACUCCUAGGUAAAGAUCACACGUUGAAAUUCGUUUACGUGACACGAUGGAGGUUCCGGGAUCCACCUCUGAGGCUACAGUAUCGACCACGCAUAGAUAUAUAAAAACAAUAAGAACCUCUCAUACCAAUUUUUAUUUUCUUACCCAAUUCAGAAAUUUGGCAUUAGAAUCUACACUUUUUAUUGUUUGUCUAAUAUUGACGAGUACUUAUACUGGGUUCAUGAUAAUUAUGGAUUUUUUAAUGGUAGUAACAUUGUCAAAAUGCAGACUUUUCUUUUCUGUCAACGUGUGUCAUUUGUUGAUUGGGUUACUAAUUUUUAAUGUGGCUGAUUCCAGGUAAUGGGUAAGAACAUUAAUUUUUUUUCUCUUGUUAACUAAAAUGAACCCAUUAUCUUAGAGUAUGUGCAGUUACAGAAAACAAAAACGUGUGAAGCUUGUAUAAAGUAUUUUUUAAGAGACAAAGUAAUUUCAUCGUCGACGUCAUUAUAAAUUAUUCUACGAAAUAAAUAUGUUUUGUACAGUAAA